GCACUUACUUCUUCCGCACGCGAUAAACUUGUUCAAAUUUGUAUUCACAGUCUGUGAAAAUAUCAAACAGUGUCACCCAAGAAACAUCUACUGAUGAUGUUGGUGUUGAACAUUCUGCGGUUGUUGGUGAUCCUGGAUCUUGCAGAUAUAAGUUAUGAAAGUGGACCAAGUGUCAACGAACAUCUAGCUUCACUCAUUCUGAGCUACGAAACAGAGUAUUGUGAAUCAAGAUGUUUGCCGACCCUUGAAACCGAUAUUAUGGCCCCGUUUCCAGCAAACGAUAGCAUCUGCACACGUUGUUCCUGUGACGCUGAGUGUAGGGACUUCGGCGACUGUUGCCCCGAUCUGUACAUUGGCAAAGGCAAGUACGACCUAGAAUGUGUAGAGUUUUCUCAAGGCAUUUCUAAGGCCAUACAGAUCUAUGUGGUGACACAGUGUUCGCUUGGUGAUAAACAUUAUUCGGAAGAACUUUCCAGCAAAUGCAUCACUUCCACCCAGCUGCCAGUUUCCCUUCGAAGAGAAAAUGUGACGUCCUUAACAUUUAGAAAUAAAUAUUGUGCACAGUGCCAUAGUUAUGAAGAUUUUCAAACAUGGGACAUAGGUGUUGCAUGUGAACAGUUUCCAGAGGAAAUCAGCCACAUUUCUGAUCCAGUGGCUAUAUUUGACUUGUUAGAAAAAUCACCUUUGUGCAACUUUGAAUACCCUGUGCCACAAAACAUUUCGACCCGAAAAUGUCAUGAAAUGUCACCAAUUUCUGAGUGCAAUGUGACAGGGAUUUGGAAGACGUACAAUGCUUCUAUCGAGGCCGCCUGUCAUGCCUACAGCCACGUCACCAAGUCGGGUUAUCAGAAUAUAUUCUGCCAUAUUUGCAAUGAAGAUGCAAUAUAUAAAACAUCCAGUUCUCGACUUCCUGCGGCGGGCUUGCAACCAAUUAAGCCACUGACUGGAUUGCUGCAGUUUGAAGAAAGCAAUAUGAACACAGCUCCAAAUGGAAACUACUGCCCUCGAGGAGAAUAUCAGGAUACACUCACUGACCAAUGCCGUAGAAUUCUUUGCCCGCCGUUUCAACAGCUGAAGAACAGAGAAUGCCUGAACAUUUUCACGCAAAUUCCAUUUAAAACGUCGAGGUAUUUCAUUCGCCUUUACUUGGUCCCCGUCUUAGAAAAUCACAUAGACGCAGUCAGCUUGACCGAAUUGAAGCGUGUUCUGACAGACUAUUACACCUCACAAACGGACUUGAAAGCAACAGCGCUUCAGAAGAUGGUUAUCACGAUUUACACCAAGUCAUUUUAUGUUGAUGGGGGUUGCAGCGUCAUUGGUGACAUAAGUAUUGCCGAUAUUUCUCGCAUGGAGAUAACGAUAUAUGUUGUUAGUAACUUUUCUAUAGAAUAUCCUUUUGCGACUUUUGGUGAACGUUUAUCAAACCUGCUUUUUGGAGAUGUAUGUCUUCAUUACGAGGGGUUUAAUAUUUCCUUUCGUGCGGUGUAUAAAAGCAUGUUGCCCGUUACACAAACUGUAACAUAUCACACCUUAUCGUGUGUGUACGAGCCAUUUACUAUUGAAGUAGGUGAUUUUAAGGCAUUUCCAAGUGAGUAUGUGAAGCGUAACUGUCCUCAGAUUUUGUAUGGUCAAUCUGAGUAUACACUGAUGGCUGACGCUAGUGUACUUCUCAUCAAAACUAAGACACUCAUCGCAGGGGGAGACUUUACUGUAACCAACAGUUCUGAUAUUUUGGUAUGCCUAUCUACCCUUGAAGAUCUUACACUACCGCUGAACUACAAGGACAUGUACAAUGACACCAUGCGCAUUUCCAAUAUUGGCACAGAGCAAAGCUAUAGCGUGAUUACAAGUCUUUCAACUGUUUGUAUGUGUUUUAAUUCUUUAUUAAUCUGUAAUUUGGUGUCUACUUCCAACUUUUGACGCAACCUGGUGUAUCAGCUUUUUAUUAAAAAGGACUAUUUUGAUAUGAGAAUAUGUGGGCGUACUCAAACGUCAUGUCCUCACAUUGUUGACGCAUUUAACCUAUGAAAUGAUCCAAACAAAUAUCACGGAUAUAUGCAUGGAAUCUAUGAACUGUCAUAUUGAAAGAAGGGUGCGUAUGUGUGUACGUGUCUCUGCUGUCACGACUUUUCUUUUGAAUUGUGUGCUAACGCGCAUGCGUGCGUACGUCUGCGAGUAGUGGGGUGGUCGGGGCAAGGAAUACUCCGUCACUUGUUGAAAGUUGCUUCAGUAAGUGCUUUGUUUAGUGCAUUUUAGAAUCCUUAUUUCAAAUUCAAGCACUGAGAUAUGUUUUAGUGUCCCAGGCGAUGGGACAGGGUCUGUAAUGCUGUGUAGUAUUAUUUUCAUGUGCGAGUUUAAGCUUUCAUAAAUUUGGGUAUGUGAAUGUUGUAACUCCACAUUUAGCAAUAUUGAGCCCCACAGGGCUUUAGUUGUUGUUUAACACCAUAGACACUAAUAUUCCAGCGGCGAGAUGUAAGUAUCAAACCUGGACCAGACAAACCACUUGUUGAUAAUAUGAACAGCGUCCAACGUUGCAAUUCAGUCAAGUCACAGAACCUGGCCACUUGAUCCCCAUCUUGCGAGAAUCAUGAGGUACUGAGGACGACACUGGCUGACUGAACCUCACGUCUCUACUGACCUUAUCCUCCCCUACACACACACACGCACGCACGCACGCACGCACGCGCGCGCGCGCGCUUUCGUAACUAAAUUCCUUGUCCCAGUGGAAUGAUAUAAUGUGUGAUCAGUGGGCUAACCAAUAUUUUCAUCCCGUUGAGGACUCGUGUGCUCUGAUCGAAAAAUUGACGUGUGGUGGUGUUCUUGUUGUGUGUGCGUGCGUGCGUGCGUGCGCGUGUGUGUGUGCGUGCGUGCGUGCGUGCGUGCGUGCGUGUGUGUGUGUGGAUUCGUGUACUAACGCCGGUUUUAUAGUGCUCCAACUUCUGAGCGCCAGAUAGGGUUACAAGUACUAUCUUUCAGCGCCGUUUGGUAUGACGCGACCAUGGAUCGAACCACCAACCUUGCGCUCUCCGGGUAGACGCUCUAUACACUAGACCACGGAGGCGGUCUACAUGUACAGAACUCUUUACAUGAGUAACCAUUUGUGGUUAUUUGUCAAGUAUAUCUGAUACUCAGAUUCCUUUACUCUAUAUGCAUAAUAUAUGACACAACUGUAUGUUGAAUUUUUAUCAAUUUAGUAGCAUGCUAAUAAACAAAGCUUUGUUCCA
Messenger RNA from Haliotis rufescens (red abalone), 3224 nucleotides. RefSeq lists its product as uncharacterized. The transcript has 3 exons. Lineage: Eukaryota; Metazoa; Mollusca; Gastropoda; Lepetellida; Haliotidae. The record is from RefSeq and is a predicted model, not a curated record. Bases 94 to 1920 code for a protein of 608 amino acids.